Messenger RNA from Petromyzon marinus (sea lamprey), 2894 nucleotides. The record is from RefSeq and is a predicted model, not a curated record. Lineage: Eukaryota; Metazoa; Chordata; Hyperoartia; Petromyzontiformes; Petromyzontidae.
CAGCAGUGCUCGCACGGAGAGCCACACGCUCCUCCGUCCACUGGCUACCGCUGUUCACCAGCUCGCUCGUAACCAGGUCAUCGCAAACCCACGGUGUCUUGUGGAGUUUGCUGGAGUCUGGUGGAGUCUGGUGGAGUCUGGUGGAGUUUGGUGGAGUUUGCUCAAGUUCGGUGGAGUCUGGUGGAGUCUGGUGGAGUUCGCUGGAGUUUGGUGAAGUCUGGUGGAGUCUGGUGGAGUUCGCUGGAGUUUGGUGAAGUCUGGUGGAGUCUGCUGGAGUUCGCUGGAUUUUGCUGGAGUUUGGUGGAGUUUUGUGGCGUUUGCUCGAGUUUGGUGGAGUUCGCUGGAGUUUGGUGGAGUUCGCUGGAGUCUGCUGGAGUCUGCUGGAGUUUGCUCAAGUUCGGUGGCGUGGGUGAGAUCAGCAGCUUCUCUCCAUGGCGUCCCAGUGCUACAACAGGGGCUGCGGAAAGACGUUUGAACCAUCAGAGAAUGGAGAGGGUGCGUGCUCAUACCACCCCGGCAGAGCCAUCUUCCACGACGCCUUGAAGGGCUGGUCGUGCUGCAAGAAGAGAACCUGCGACUUCUCCGAGUUCCUCGGCAUCCCCGGCUGUACGCGCGGCCGCCACAGCUCGGAGAAGCCGGUGGAGGAGGCGAAGGAGGAGGAGGCGACGAGGGAUGGAGCGGAGGUGACCGGGCGGGGCGGAGAGUCCGCCGAGUCGACGUCGAUGCCCGCCCCGAGGAAGGAGCUGAUCUUCCGCGGCCCCCCUCCGGCCAAGAACAAGGCCCCCCGCCCCAGUGGGGACGCCCCUCUCAGCGCCCUCCCCGUCGCCGUCUCCGCGUCCCUGCGGCGGGCGCUGCAGGAGGCCGGCGACGCUCGCGCCGCUGCGGCCCACGCCACCAACGGCGACAGUGGCGUGGCCACGCUCGUGAAGGUCGGAACGUCCUGCAAGAACGGCGGCUGCAAAGCGACGUACAGAGACGGCGCAUCGUCCAACACGGAGCCGUGCAUUCACCACCCCGGGGUGCCGGUUUUCCACGAGGGCAUGAAGUUCUGGUCGUGCUGCGAGCGGCGCACGACGGAGUUCUCCAGCUUCCUGGCACAAGUCGGGUGCAGCCACGGCAGCCACCGCUGGGCCGACUCCACACAGGAGAAGCGGUCUGCUGAGUGCCGUUUCGAUUGGCACCAGACGGCUCGCGACGUGGUGCUGAGCAUCUACGCACGCGACGCUCAGCCCCUUCUCUCCAGCGCACACGCCAACCCCACCACGCUUGAGGUGACGUUGGUGUUUGACGAAGGCAAGAAGUUUGUGAGGAGGUUCCAGCUCUAUGGGACGGUUGACAUGGAGCACUGCACGAUGGGAAUGGCCCCCACCAAGGUGGAGGUGACUCUUCGCAAGGCCGAGGCCUACCACUGGGCCAACCUGGAGCACCCGUCCGCCAAUCAGAGCGCCGCGGGGGCGGAGCAACCGUACAAUCGGACGCAGGUGGACAUCGUGAAACCGGGUGGUGAGCCGGCCCGGGAACCGGCGGCGCCGGCCUGGGGGAACGCGGACGGUGAGAGGGAGCGCGACCGCCGUAACGACGGCGACGGUGAGAGGGACGACGACGACGGUGAGAGGGACGACGAAGAGAGCCUGGGCCUCUCCGACGACGACUACGACUCUGAGUGGGAGCGCGAGUUUGGGGAGGAGAACGGCGACGCGGCCCCCGAGGCAUCCGAGGGGCCCACCGUGCCCACCGUGCCCACAGCGCCCACAGCGUCCACAGCGCCCACCGUGCCCACUGCACCGACACCACCCACCACGCCCACACCACCCACACCACCCACACCACCCACACCGCCCACAGCACCGACACCACCCACCGUGCCCACCGUGCCCACCGUGCCCACCGCGUGGACCUACGACGGAGCUCCUGACCCCGAGGCCGACUUUAGCGAGCUCCCCGAACUCGAGGACUGAUGAGGUCACGGGACGGAGGACAGCCUCGCGCGGAGUUCAGAGUUCGCGAUCACGCCACGUGCCCUGCGGGAGCGAGGCGCCACGGCUCCGGGAUUAUUUACGCGAAAGUGUUUGGCAGCCUUAAUAAGGCUCGGAUGAUUAGGCAGGACUGCCGUGAGUGUUUUGUUUUUGAUUAACGUUCGUGGAAAUGUUUAUUUAGACCUGUUAAGGCCCCACUGAGCUAUGGAUCUCUUUUUCAGAAGCGACCUGGCUGUCGCAAAAUGAUAGCUCAACGAAAGUGGCUUGUCGCGUGAAAAUUUGUAGCGGCCUAAUACUCCCAACGCGUGACGUUGAUUCUAAAUGUGAAGGGGAAAAACCGUAGAAAAAUCCAUUCGACCACGGGGAGAGAGAAACAUGGAAACUCCAAAUAUACAGCAGCAGGCAUCGUCAGGGUUGGGAUUGAACCCACGACCUCCUGUAUACCAGGCGAGGUAGUUAACAUCUCCUAGCCACCGUGAUGCCCCGAAGUCUGAAGCGAGGGUAAUGAGGCCCAUUGCUACGUUGAGCUCCCUCAAUAUUGAAUCGUGACCCCUGGUAGUGGCUGCUAGAGCGGAGUGCUCGAAGUUGACGACGUUGUCUUGGUUGGAAGUUUCUGGCCGAGAUCUUCGUUUAGUCGUAUCUUAGCGUCAUCUUAGUUUUGUCAGAACUUCGUUUAGACGUAUCUUCGUUUGUGGUAAUCUCGGGCUAGUAUCAAACAGGUUUCGCCAAGGAAAAUAACGACGCAAGAUGAAUUUAAAAAUGAGCAGCGCUCAUAACGGCGUGCAGCAAGAGGGACGCGACACGGCCACCAGCACCACCAGUACCACCCACCAGCACCCCCCACCAGCACCACCAGUACCACCCACCAGCACCACCAGCACCAGGACCACCCACCAGCACCACCAGCACCACCAGUAC